Messenger RNA from Didymodactylos carnosus, 651 nucleotides. The record is from the annotation of a GenBank genome assembly. Lineage: Eukaryota; Metazoa; Rotifera; Eurotatoria; Philodinida; Philodinidae.
AUGCGACUGGCUCCUGUGCCACUCUUCUUCUACAAACAUCCCACCCAAGCCGUCGAAUUUUCGGGACUCAGCGGACUGAUAACCCAUGGUGAUCAGAGUGCCAAUGAUGCCUGCCGUUACUAUGGUGCUCUAAUCGUGGGCGCUCUGCAGGGCAAGAAAAAAAGUGAACUGCUCAACAAAGAUUUUUACUCCAAUCACGAAGAAUGGUUCAGCAGUAAACCACUACAUCCAGAGAUCCUGAAAAUUGCCCAAGGGUCUUACCAGAAGGAGGGCGGAUACGAAGAUGGCAUUCGAGGCAAAGGAUACAUUGUCAAUGCUCUCGAAGCCGCUUUGUGGGCUUUUUGGUCCAAUGAAGAUUCCUUCGAAAAGGGUGUUCUCGCUGCCGUCAACCUUGGCGAUGAUACGGACACAACGGCUGCCAUUUAUGGUCAGUUAGCCGGUGCCUACUAUGGAUACAAGAAUCUACCCACGAAAUGGGUCGAACACAUAUAUGCCAGAAAUUUUAUCAACUGUUUGAGCAAGUGGAUUGCUUAUGAAGGACAGAUGUACGGACUGUCCCCUUUGAUGCCCCAAGGGUUCGAUGCUCCUAUCAUUCCAUCUCCUAAAAAAGAAGAAGGUAUGUUGAGAUUCCAAAAGACUCCACGAAUGUAA